GUGUGCACUUUGAUACAUCAAGUUCCUCUGUGAUUACGGAAAUCGCAACUGCGGUGAAAGUGUUCGCCUACGGUGUUGAGUCCUACGUCUCAGAGGCGGAGUACGCGCGCUACCCGCUCGGUACAAGACUUUCCUGCAGCGGCGCGGGCACUGGGGAAGCGCGCUGGUCUACGGGCGAACGUUUCUAUCGCCAUUUACGAAAUGUCAGUGUCGAAGGCGAAGCUGGAAGACCGAACAUUGAAUUUACUCAGGAGGGUGAACUGAAAGCCGCCGAACUAAAGAUAAUGAAUCUUAGACCAACUAUGGGAGAACAAUUAGUAUGGGAAGAAAUUGGAACAUGGAACUCCUAUCCCAAAGAGCGGUUAAUAAUCAAGGAUAUAGUAUGGCCUGGUGGGUUACACACGCCUCCUCAGGGCGUACCGGAAAAAUUUCAUAUGCGAAUAACAUUUUUGGAGGAGCCACCGUACAUUAAUUUGGCGCCUCCAGACCCCGUUAGCGGACGCUGUUCUUUAGAUCGUGGGGUCAUUUGUCGAGUAGCACCUGAAGUAGACGUUGCCGGGAUAGACGCAGGUACAGCGCACAGAAAUAGCUCAUUGUAUCAGUGCUGCAGUGGAUUUUGCAUUGAUCUAUUACAACAACUGGCAGAACAACUAGGUUUUACAUACGAGCUUGUAAGAGUGGAAGAUGGUCGGUGGGGCACGCUUCACCACGGUAAAUGGAACGGCCUUAUAGCAGACCUUGUAAAUAAGAAAACCGAUAUGGUUCUGACAUCACUAAUAAUAAAUUCAGACCGAGAAGCUGUGGUUGACUUCAGUGUUCCAUUCAUGGAGACCGGUGUAGCUAUUGUAGUCGCGAAAAGAACGGGUAUUAUAUCACCCACAGCUUUUCUAGAACCCUUUGACACAGCUUCAUGGAUGCUAGUGGGCGCCGUUGCAAUACAGGUGGCAACAUUUUCAAUAUUCUUUUUUGAGUGGUUGUCCCCGAGUGGAUUUGACUGUUCAACUGGCAACGAUUCUAAGCGAAUGCCACAGAAUCGUUUCUCUUUAUGUCGAACUUAUUGGAUUGUAUGGGCAGUAUUAUUCCAGGCAUCAGUACACGUUGACUCACCACGGGGAUUCACUGCACGGUUCAUGACAAAUAUGUGGGCGAUGUUUGCGGUGGUGUUUCUCGCCAUCUACACCGCAAAUUUGGCGGCUUUUAUGAUAACUCGCGAGGAGUUUCACGAACUAAGCGGCCUCGAUGACCCGCGGAUAGCCAGACCAUUGUCCCAUCGUCCGGCUCUCAAGUUUGGUACCGUGCCGUGGUCGCACACGGACGCAACUCUUGCAAAAUAUUUUCCAGAGCCUCACGCGUACAUGACUCAAUUCAACCGGAGUACGGUAGGCGCAGGCGUAACCAGUGUCCUCACAGCCGAUCUUGAUGCGUUUAUAUACGACGGUACAGUUCUGGAUUAUUUGGUAUCACAAGACGAAGACUGCAGGCUUCUAACUGUAGGUUCGUGGUAUGCGAUGUCCGGCUAUGGAUUAGCGUUUACGCGUAAUUCUAAAUAUCUUAGUAUGUUCAACAAAAGAUUACUUGAUUUACGUUCGAAUGGAGAUCUUGAAAGAUUACGCAGAUAUUGGAUGACAGGCACUUGCAAGCCUAAUAAGCAGGAGCACAAAUCUUCGGAUCCAUUAGCCCUGGAGCAGUUCCUUUCGGCAUUUCUAUUGCUGAUGGCUGGGAUCCUACUGGCAGCUCUACUGCUGCUUCUCGAGCACGUUUAUUUCCGAUACAUGCGGGAGCACUUGGCUACCUCCAAAGUAGGCAGGUGCUGUGCUCUUGUCUCGUUAUCAAUGGGACAAUCAUUAUCAUUCCACGGCGCGGUCGUGGAAGCGGCGUCGCGGGGCUUCGGUGCUGGUGGACGAGGUCACUGCCGCUCUGCGGUCUGCGCGGCGCAAGUGUGGCGGGCACGUCACGAACGUGACGCGGCGAUGGCGCGUGCACGUCAAUUGGCGGCGGCGCUGGCAGCGCACGGGCUGCAGCCGCCGCCGCGGCGGCUGGCGUCGGCCGCCGCUCUGCUCGCGGGCGGGCUGCCACACGACGCCACCCACCCGCGAACAUUGCGCGCGCCGGCAGACCUACUGCCCGAUCUCGACCGGCCGCUUUCUUGCGGCGAUCUGCGCUCCAGAGAGCGGACGCGAGUGGAAAUGGAAACAGUGCUGUGA
This is a messenger RNA of Parnassius apollo (apollo), 2204 nucleotides long. NCBI's taxonomy places the organism in Eukaryota, Metazoa, Arthropoda, Insecta, Lepidoptera, Papilionidae. The record is from the annotation of a GenBank genome assembly.